Austrofundulus limnaeus is the source of this 1607-nucleotide messenger RNA. Its product is annotated as coiled-coil domain-containing protein 171. The record is from RefSeq and is a predicted model, not a curated record. Lineage: Eukaryota; Metazoa; Chordata; Actinopteri; Cyprinodontiformes; Rivulidae.
GGAAUUAGAGAGAUGCAGCCAGGACCGUUGGGUCGGACCAGGAGAGGAGCUGGGGAGGAGAACAGGAGGAUCACAGAGAUGAUSGACUCAAAGGGUCACAGAGAGAAACAGGAAGGAGGUGGGGGACGAGGAGCAGAGAGGAAACAGGAGGAGAAACGAGGAGACGCAGAGAGGAGGGCGGCCUCAGAAGGAGGCGAAGGCAGCGACAGGUCCAGGAGCCUGAGAUGGAGAAUCAACCAGCUGGAGAAGGAGAAGCUGACGCUGAGGAGCAGCUGCAACCAGGAGGUGUGCCGGCUGCAGGCCGAGCUGGCCCGCCUCCGGKCCUCGGUGGAGCGAGGCCAGGCCCAGAGGGCGGAGCUUCAGUACCAGCUGACCGCGAGCCGCAGAGACGGAGAGCGAGUCGCCGAGCUCAGCAGAGACAGRCGAACGCUCACAGAGCGAAUGGCCGAGCUGCAGCAGACCGUGGGCGAGCUGCAGAAAGCUCUGCACGCCACGCGGCAGGCCCGGGAGGAGGACCAGCAUGCUUUGCAGCAGGAGGUGGAGGAGCGAGACGGACUGAUUCAGAGCUUCAGCUGUGAGAACCAGAGACUGCACCGACUGCUGCAGGGUCAGGAGGAGGCGCUGGAGGAGUCCAAGAGGAGGAUGGUGGAGACKCAAAGGGAGAGGGAGGAGGAGGACAAACGACGAGCCGAAGAGCUGAGGGUCCUGGUGGAGAAGGAGGAGAGGAGUCGCAGGGAGAAGGAGCUGAGGGAGCAGGAGCUGGAGGAGGAGCRGACCCACAGGCAGGAGGCGCAGGUCAACAUGGAGCUGCUGCGAGCUCACUUCAGGGAGGUGGAGAGAGCCUGCAGCCUGGAGAGAGAGAGGAGCAGCAGCAGUGAGCACGCUCUGCAGCGCUGCUUCGCUCUCAGAGCGAGGAUCGCUCCACCUCUCUGACCUCCGACCUCUCCCAGCUCCAGGACCUCCUGUCCAGAAGCCGACAGGAGUCCUCCUCCUUCCUCCUGGCCUGCGCCCUCCUGUGCGGAGCUCUGAGACACGCCCACCGCUGCUUGGGCGCGCUCCGCCAGCAGAAGCUGCUCCUGUCCAGGCGGCUGGAGGACAGGGAGCUGCUGGAGGACCAGGUCAGGAGCUUAGCUGAUGCACUUAGAGGAGAGGAGGAGGAGGAGGGAGGAGGAAGGGGGGCGUUGAGGAGGUGGAGGAGGAGCGUGUAUGCGGUGGUGGCGAUGAAGAGGUGGUGCUCUCUGAGCAGGAAGACCAGGGUGCUGUUUCACCUGGACCGAGGAGGAGGCAGGGUCUGCGUGUGUGGAGACCCUCCUACGGCAACACAGAAGGGUCAAAGUGAUCCGUCAGAAGCUGAUGAAGCAGCUGAAGGUGUGUGUGCUCGCUGGCUUCACUCCAACCGUCUCUCCUCCAUCAUUCUGUCCUCCAUGUCUGACCUGCAGGGGGCGCUCACCAACUCUGGCUCCUCGGCUCCAGACGUGACCUCAGCUGCUCGUUUAGGUUUGUCCCRCCUCCUGGAUCACCUGCUGGACCAAUCAGCUUCCAGCAUUUCCUCUGGAAGAGAGGAGGACACGCUGAUGAGACGGACGUCCCCACAGUCCAACUCAAAG